This is a messenger RNA of Tinamus guttatus (white-throated tinamou), 735 nucleotides long. The record is from RefSeq and is a predicted model, not a curated record. NCBI's taxonomy places the organism in Eukaryota, Metazoa, Chordata, Aves, Tinamiformes, Tinamidae.
UGGCAAAGCAAGUCACCAUUUAGGGUCCCCACCAUGGGCAACAAGGGGGCUUCGCUGAAAGGUUUGUUGCUGGUGGCUCUUCUGGUGUCCCACAUGUUUCUGACAAAGGAAGGAGUGACGUCCUUGCCAAUCUGUCCCAGUGGAUCCGUCAACUGCCAAGUCUCCCUUGGGGAACUUUUUGAUCGGGCAGUUAAACUUUCACACUACAUCCACUUCCUCUCUUCAGAAAUAUUCAAUGAAUUUGACGAACGCUAUGCCCAGGGCCGGGGGUUUAUUACAAAAGCUGUCAAUGGCUGCCACACUUCCUCCCUCACCACUCCCGAAGACAAGGAGCAAGCUCAGCAGAUUCAUGUAAGUCCAAUUUCUAAUGCGUUCCGUAACCUGGUGGUGGGUGUGCUGCGCUCCUGGAACGAUCCCCUGGGUCACCUGGCAUCCGAAGUCCAAAGAAUCAAAGAAGCUCCCGACACCAUCCUCUGGAAGGCUGUAGAGAUUGAGGAACAAAACAAGCGACUUCUGGAAGGAAUGGAGAAAAUAGUUGGGCGGGUUCAUCCUGGUGACAUAGGAAAUGAAAUCUACUCUCCGUGGACAGGCCUUCCAUCCCUGCAGCUUGCGGACGAGGACUCGCGGCUCUUUGCCUUUUACAACCUGCUGCAUUGCCUCCGCAGAGAUUCCCACAAAAUUGACAACUAUCUCAAGCUUCUGAAGUGCCGCCUAAUCCACGACAGCAACUGCUAA